Musa acuminata AAA Group (dessert banana) is the source of this 2382-nucleotide messenger RNA. RefSeq names its product potassium channel KAT3-like. Lineage: Eukaryota; Viridiplantae; Streptophyta; Magnoliopsida; Zingiberales; Musaceae. Gene Ontology annotation, molecular function: voltage-gated potassium channel activity. The transcript has 12 exons. The record is from RefSeq and is a predicted model, not a curated record. Gene Ontology annotation, biological process: potassium ion transport; transmembrane transport. Gene Ontology annotation, cellular component: membrane. The coding region runs from base 1 to 2382 and encodes 793 amino acids.
AUGGUGAAGGUUUAUAAUCUUGUUGCAGGACAACCCAUAGAGUUAGGUAGUCCCAACUGCAAGCAGCUGCAAUUUCAGCACUUUGGCAACGAUAGUUUCCAAUUGGAAAGUGGAGGAUACAGCAUGCACAAUGACCUUUUGCCAUCACUGGGAGCAACAAUAAACCAUACAAUCAAGCUCAGGAAGCACAUUGUUUCACCAUACAAUCCUCGUUACAGGCUAUGGGAGAAGUUCUUGAUAGUCCUGGUUCUCUACUCUGCCUGGAUCUGCCCAUUUGAAUUUGCAUUUCGGCGAUACUUGCCAAGCACAAUCUUUCUUGUGGAUAACAUCAUCAAUAGCUUUUUUGCAAUUGACAUAGUACUCACCUUCUUUGUUGCUUUUGUUGACCAUAAAUCAUAUCUUCUUGUUGAUGAACCAAAGAGAAUAGCAGUCAGGUAUCUGUCCACUUGGUUCAUCUUUGAUGCAUGUUCAACAUUUCCCUUUCAAACAAUCAGCUUCUUAUUCAAUGGACAUAGUAAAAGCCUCGGCUUCAAACUUCUCAGUGUGCUUAGACUGUGGCGUCUACAUCGUGUCAAUUCCCUGUUUGCUAGACUUGAGAAAGAUAUUCGGUUCAAUUAUUUCUGGACACGGUGCACAAAGCUUUUCUCUGUAACUCUUUUCGCAGUCCACUGUUCUGGAUGCUUCAACUAUAUGAUUGCUGAUAGAUAUCCCGACCCAGAAAGAACCUGGAUAGGUGCAGUGAUACCAAACUUUAUGGAACAUAACCUGUGGGUUAGAUAUGUAACAGCAAUAUACUGGUCAAUUACAACACUAACGACUACAGGUUAUGGUGACUUACAUGCUGAAAACACAAGAGAAAUGGUAUUUGGUAUUUGCUACAUGCUCUUUAAUCUGGGGUUGACGUCUUACCUCAUUGGAAAUAUGACGAACCUUGUUGUCCACGGGACCAGUCGCACGAAAAACUUUCGGGACACCAUUCAGGCUGCUUCUGAAUUUGCGUCAAGAAAUAAGCUACCAAAACAUAUGGAGGAACAGAUGUUGUCUCACAUAUGCUUAAGAUUCAAGACAGAGGGACUCAAACAGCAAGAGACUCUUGAUGGCCUCCCAAAGGCCAUCCGCUCAAGCAUAGCCGAGUACCUAUUCUUUCCUAUUGUCCAAAAAGUAUACCUUUUCCAAGGGUUUUCCUUUAAUCUCAUUUUCCAGCUGGUGACAGAAAUGCAAGCUGAGUAUUACCCACCAAAGGAAGAUGUAAUAUUGCAGAAUGAAGCCCCAGCAUAUCUAUAUAUAAUAGUAUCAGGAGCAGUGGACAUGCGAACAUCUGCAGAUGGGGUUGAAAAGGUUCAUGGAAGGUUGACUGCAGGGGAAAUAUUUGGGGAGAUAGGAGUUCUAUGUAACAUGUCACAGCCAUUCACCAUAAGAACCACUGAGCUCACACAAAUUCUCAGACUGAACAGGACAACACUCUUCAACAUUAUUCGACAAAGUAGACAGGAUGCGACUAUUGUCAUGAGUAAUCUUUCCCAGAAUUUAAGGCUACAUGAAAGUCUAUACCCCGGAAUACAGCAAAAUGAACCUGGUGAACUUCUUAAAAGAUGGCUCGAGAGAGAUCCAUGGAAGAGGAAUGAGAACCAUGCACCAGAUGGAAAUAAUUAUCAAGUCUGCAAGCUACACACACAGGAACUUAUGGAUAAAUGUAAAAGUCCAGGCAACGCAGAAAAAAACAAGGACAAUGGCACACCCAAUGAAUUUCCAAUCGGUCAGGUCAAUCCAAAAUUAGACCAUGCAGAUCGGCACAGUGUUUUUCAUACGGUUGCACAGGAUGAAUACAAUAUAACUGCCAAUAUUUUGCUCAAACAAGAAGCAACUAUAGAAAAGGACGAAGAUAACAGGUGGACCCAAAAAGGAUUGGUUGAGAAACAUGAAAAUACAGGUAAAUUUGAGUUUUCAUCAAGUAAUGGAAGUACAAGGAGACACACUGGAGAGCACGAAAUAGAAUUUGCUGAAAUGAAAGCAUCUGGCCAUGAAAAUGACUUUGAGAACCAUGGCAGCAGAGAAUGGAAACCCAGGUUUGGGUAUCCAAAUAUUAAUGAAAUGAUGAUAGCUUCUUGUUCACAAAGUGGAAGCCACAACUUUGAGAACAAUAUCAUGAGACUAACAAGCAAAAGAGUGACCAUCCACAUGCAUUCUCAAAAGGGAAAUCCAGCAAGACAGCUAACUGCAAAGAUGAUAAACUUACCAGGAACCGUGGAGGAACUCCUCAGAAUUGGCAGUGAGAAGUUUGUGGGACAUCAUCCUACAAAAGUGAUCAACCAAGAGACUGCAGAAAUUGAUGACAUUACCAUAGUCCGUGAUGGGGACCAUUUGUAUCUCCUAGAGAUAUAA